GUAAAGGGAUAUCCAAUUCUACUGAACGUAUCGCAUUCCCACAGCGGAUCCCUUUCCCCUUUACGCCUAUGCUAUCUUAGUGGCAAACUACUUGGCGCAACAGAUUUAAAACCUAAUAGGCUAUAGGCUACUUUAAGUGACGUUAGUAGCAUCGAGGAUGUGCCUGUCGGCGAAGCCCACGUCUUUCGUCCUUGGAAGAAUGCCAGUGUCGAUGGGUCUUCGAUCUGGCCUGGGGAUCUUGAUUAAUAAGCAGCUGAUGUGGUCUCUCCAAGGCUGUUGAUGUUGAGUAUUUUGAGGCGCUACCGAAUUGGGACGAGAAUCCCUCGGCUCGCCUCUGUAGCGCCCCCCUGUAGACCAAAAACUUUCCUCUCUCGAAGUGAUUUCCUCCCCUGUUUUUACUUCCUGUUUUCUACGGGAGUCACUUAGCUCAGCGCCUUUCAUUUCAACUUUUUUCUCUUUACGCGUGUCGCUACAAGAAGUUUCUCCUGGAUUUUAUAAUAUAAUUUAUCUCGUGAUUUGGAGUCGUUCGAUUGCGCGCUCUGGGCGCAGGCUACAUUCUUUGGAUUUUAAGAAGACAUGCUAGGCACGAGUUUACGAUCGGUCCCGAUGGAUUUCACAUAGAUGUUGUCUUGUUUGCUGGACUGUCCACUCAACUUAUUAAUGUUUUUGCCCGUUCUCGUGGUGUGCUCUCUUUACCCUCUUAGCUACCAGGCAAGUCGAUUGCCACGGCUACUUCUCAUGGGUAUUAAUGAGGAUCGCACAACAUAGCGUCGGCUACCAUUGGUUAUAACGACCCAUUUUGUGAUUAACUGUCGUCGACGAGAUGUUUCGUUUAUAAAUUGAUGUCUCUUUGAAGGUUACAAUGGCUGAACUUCAGCGGCCGACGCUGUGCUGUUGUCGGAAAGUGCUGACGGUGCCCAGCAAGUCGUGUGAAGGCGGUCGGGCUCUGGGACAAUGUCGCCUGGUGGACAUAGCCUCGGCCUCCAACUUCCACAGCUUCAAACUCAGACACUUUCAUCUCGACCUCCACCUCAACUUCGCCCUGAAGAGGAUGACGGGGUGGCAGGUCCUGGAACUGGUGCCUAUCCAGCCUGGCGUGCAAACGCUGGUUCUGGACACCCACCCGUCCCUACACAUCCAUUCCAUAGACUGCAAGGUACCCGGUGCCGCUGGUUCCCCGGAUAUCUUCCUCUCGCUCACAUACCGUGUGGACCCUUUCACGGACUACGGCUCCUCGCUCAAUAUUAGCCUACCGGCCACGGUCAUCCGGCCACACCGGGCUCUCCAGAUCACCAUCCGCUACACCACGACAGACGGCCCUGCGAUCUGGUGGCUGGACGCGGAGCUGACGUGUGGCCAGACGCGGCCGCUGGUCUUCACGCAGGGCCACUCGGUCUGCAACCGCUCCUUCUUCCCCUGCUUCGACACGCCCGCCGUCAAGAGCACCUACUCCGCAGCCGUACGGGUUCCGGAGGGGGUGACGGUGCUGAUGAGUGCGUCCCGCAGUGCCUACUCCAAAUCCGACCGGGUGUUUCAGUUCUCCAUGGAGUUCCCCGUGCCCGCCUACCUGGUGGCUCUGGUGGCGGGGGACCUGCAACACGCUGACAUCGGCCCCAGGAGUCGGGUGUGGGCCGAGCCCUGCAUCCUCCCGUGUGCGGUCAGCAAGCUGGGGGGCAGUGUGGAGCGCUGGUUGGCCGUGGCGGAGGGCCUCUUCGGCCCCUACGUCUGGGGAAGGUAUGACAUCGUGUUCCUCCCGCCCUCCUUCCCGAUCGUGGCGAUGGAGAACCCCUGCCUGACCUUCAUCAUCUCCUCCAUCCUGGAGAGCCGCGAGUUCCUCCUCAUCGACGUCAUCCACGAGAUCGCCCACGGCUGGUUCGGCAACGCUGUCACCAACGCCACCUGGGAGGAGAUGUGGCUGAGCGAGGGCCUGGCCACCUACGCACAGAGACGCAUCACCACAGAGGCCUAUGGCGAGGCCUUCACGUGUCUGGAGACGGUGUUCCGUCUAGACGCGCUGCACAGACAGAUGCGACUCCUGGGAGACAACAGCCCCGUCAGCAAGCUGCAGGCCAAGUUCGAACCAGGCGUGAACCCCAGUAGUCUGAUGAAUCUCUUCACCUAUGAGAAGGGCUUCUGCUUCGUCUCCUACCUCUCGCAGCUCUGUGGAGACAUCAAGCGAUUUGACAGCUUCCUGAGAGCCUACAUAGAGAAGUUUAAGUUCAGUAGUGUGGUGGCUCAGGACCUGCUGGAUUUCUUCCUGGGCUUCUUCCCCGAGCUGAAGGAGAGCUGUGUCUCCCAGAGAGAGGGGCUGGAGUUUGAGCGCUGGCUAAACGAGUGCGGUCCUCCCCUGUUUGAGCCGGACCUGUCUGCUGGGGAGGUCCUAACGGGCCCCGUGCAGCGCCUGUGUGACCUCUGGGGCUCUCCCGACACCCCUGAAGCCCCCGACACAGCGGCCAUCGCGACCUUUGACCUCUCCUCCUGGAGCACCUUCCAGACCGUACUGUUCCUCGACCGGCUGCUGGACCGAUCGCCACUCCCCCACGAGGUGAUGUCUCAGCUAUCGCAGUGCUACUCCACGCUGCUGGAUGGCAUGAACGCUGAGGUGCGUAUCCGCUGGCUACAGAUCGUGGUCCGAAACAGCUUCUACCCAGACCUGCCAUGCGUACGCAGCUUCCUGCUCAAACACACAUCCCGCAUGUACACGGUGCCGCUGUAUGAGGACCUGUGUGGGGGGGUGAUGAAGUGCUUUGCCGUGGAGGUCUUCUACCAGACGCAGGCCCGCCUGCACCCCAACCUGCGCCGCACGCUACAGCAGAUCCUCUUCCAGACCAGCGGGGGCGCCACCUCCGCCUCCUCCACCGCCUUGCCGGCCCUCCCCUGCACCGCCGCCCCCGUACUACCCACCGACGGACCACCGCCCGUGCUGGCACCCCCCAUCCUGGCGCCGCCCACUACCAGCCCGCCCCCCGCGCCCACGGACCCACCCCCAAACGGGACCAUCGCCCUGCGCGACGUGAACGUGUCGGCGUGACCCCACGCCUGCCUCUCCCCCUCCUGCCCCCUGUUGUUGACCAACGCGGCGAGGGAUUGGUGGUGGAGUGGCGACUGGUGGUGCUGAUUCACUGUGAUUUAAGAGGCGGGCGGGCGGGAGAGAGCGGAGACGUCAUGCAUGCAGUCCUCGUCAUCUGGCGUCCUAGCGAUAAGGAUGUGCAAGAGGAGGAUGAAACGAAACAAACAAAAACAAAGCCCUGCAAGGGCUGAUGGGUAGCGGGAAGUGGAGGACGAGCCUGUAAAGUAAGGGCUUCUGGGAAAAAGAGGCUUUUUGCUGAGAAGCAAAAGCAGAAACAGGAGAGGAGGAGGAGGAGAAAAAUCUGGAAAGGACUUGAAAAAAAAAGACUCAUGCACCCUUGUAGUGCCUGGUUUAGACUGGAGGGACGCUGUGUACAGGGAGGGGUUGGGUAGGAGGGGUGUGAAUGUGUGUGUGUCUGUGUAUGGGUGGGGGGGUUGGAAUUUUUACAUGGGUCAGUGGACCAGCACUCACACUCUCGCUCGCAUACACAUUCACCAACACUGGGUUUUAUUUAUGUGUCAUAAGCUACACGUUUACGCUGCUCGUGGUGAAAAGACAACAAAAAAACUCCAUAAGAGU
Engraulis encrasicolus (European anchovy) is the source of this 3649-nucleotide messenger RNA. RefSeq names its product arginyl aminopeptidase like 1 (gene rnpepl1). Gene Ontology annotation, biological process: proteolysis. The transcript has 11 exons. Gene Ontology annotation, molecular function: metalloaminopeptidase activity; zinc ion binding. Bases 863 to 3031 code for a protein of 722 amino acids. The record is from RefSeq and is a predicted model, not a curated record. NCBI's taxonomy places the organism in Eukaryota, Metazoa, Chordata, Actinopteri, Clupeiformes, Engraulidae.